GCGUUGUCAGGUAUGGCGGGGUAGUGGCGAUUGUUCACCAUAGUUGUUUACGUAUCUUCCACACGAAGAUGCAAAGUUGAUUUUGACCGUGUACAAUGAGUGAAAAGAUUCCUUCUCAUCAGAAAUAAAUCAGUAAUUUCGUAAUCUUUGAUAAAAUUAAGUGACAUAUGUUUAAGCGGAAUGCCGCCCUUGUCUGGAGGAUUCGGCGAACAGAUAGAGGACUACGAAGUAUUAAACGUAUUAGGGAAAGGAGGUUUCGCCAGCGUGUAUAGGGCAAAAUGUCUACGCAGUGGGAUGGAAGUAGCCAUAAAAAUGAUCGACAAAAAGUUAAUGCAGGCUGCGAAUAUGGUUGGAAGGGUCCGCCAAGAAGUGGCUAUCCACUCACGCCUCAAACAUCCGGCUGUUCUUGAAUUAUACACAUUUUUUGAAGAUGCCAAUUACGUCUACCUUGUGUUAGAACUCUGCCACAAUGGAGAACUUCAGCGAUUCCUUAAGUUACAGCGAUCUCGAGCCCUUUCAGAAGAACACGCUAGUCGCAUAUUGAGCCAAGUUGUUCAAGGUUUGCUUUAUUUGCAUUCCCAUCAAAUACUCCAUAGAGACAUGUCCCUUUCCAAUCUGCUAUUAACCAGAGAUAUGCAGGUGAAAAUAGCAGACUUUGGAUUGGCGACUCAAUUAACACGGCCAGAUGAGAAGCACUUGACCAUGUGUGGAACACCAAAUUACAUUUCCCCAGAGGUCGCCACGCGAUCUUCUCAUGGGCUAGAAGCAGAUGUAUGGGGUCUCGGCUGCAUGCUUUACACUUUAUUGGUUGGAAAACCACCAUUUGAUACAGAUGCCGUGAAAAGUACAUUGACACGUGUUGUAAUGGCUGACUAUGCAUUUCCGUCAAAUAUAUCCGAAAAUGCUAAAGAUUUAAUAAAUCGUUUACUAAAAAAAAAUCCAAGAGACAGAAUUCGGUUGAGGGAGAUACUAAAGCAUCCGUUUUUGGCUCUUCGUGACAGAGGCUAUCAUAACAAGGACAAAGGAAACAUGCCCAGAGGAUUGUCCGGAGUCGAAGGUAGUGAUUCCGGAGUUGGACGAACAAUGUCUUCUUGCAGUCACCCGCGCAUACGUUCUAGAUCAGAGGAAAGGCUGCCCAGUUUUCCGGGUAGUUUGGGGCCAUGUUCUACGCCAACACCUACUGCGAGGAGCGAACCAUAUUAUGAUUACAUUACUGAUAUUCAGCCAUCUCCUCGAGUGCAUCCUGAUGGUUAUACUCAGACCAAUAAUUCCGUGUUAACUGGUAUACCUCAACCACCGCAAAGCCGAGUGUUCUCAUUGUCUGAACAACAAAGCAAUUAUGAAGGGCAGUGGGGAGAAGACAAUCAAAAAGUGGAUAGGCAACAUAAAAAAAAUCGGGAUAAAAAACAAACUGAGGGAGAGGAAGAAGGGAAUAGCAAGUUGGCUGUGCCACCAUUGAAUUCAAUUAGGCUUCAAGCCACUAGACAUCGAACUAAAAGCGCGGUUCUGACAAUACUGGAAAAUGGGGAAAUUUGCAUAGAAUUCAUUAAAAGACGAAACGGCAAGGAAAAAGUGAAUGAGGUGUGUCGUAUAUCAGGGGAUGGUUUAAGGAUCAUUCUUUAUAAAGCUAGCGAGGGUACUACUGUCGGUAAUGAACCUCCGCCGUUGCCGCCAAGGGGAGCAGAUAGCAUUCACUCAUACGAGAGUUUACCGCAACGUCAUCAUCGGAAGUACGUCUAUGCAGCACGAUUUGUGGGGCUUGUUCGGGCCAAAACACCAAAAUUAACUCUUUACUCAACAAGCGCGAAAUGCCUCUUCAUGGAAAAUGGUCCUCACCCAGAUUUUGAAGUUCACUUUUAUAACGGGGCUAAGAUAACCCGUACCGAGGGAGCGGUCAAAGUAGUUGAAGAACCUGGAGCUCAAGCGUAUUCGGAGGAUGAGCUCCCCUCGAGGCUAGAAGAUCUGCAUGAGCAUUACCUGCAGUGUUAUCAGCGCUGUUUGCUUCUAGAAUCGACUCUAGCAUCUUUAGAAACAGCCACAGGUCAUUCAUGUUUUCCAGCAAUUAUUGGACGCCGGCCAACUCCGGCUACAAACGACGCACUCUGCUUAAGAGGAAAAGAAAAUAUUUCACAUGGUGUAACCAGCCCACCUAUUAUGCCGUCAUUCAAUGCCAGUUGUUCUGUUGUUUCAACUGUAGCAUCUCGUUCACGGAGAUCCAAUUCCGUGUGCGUUUCGACAAAUCUAACUAAUAAUAAAAUAACGAUCCCGGGAGUUGGCGUGGCCACCCAACUUUCCACGGGUGACGUUAGAGUAGACUACGGAGAUGGUUCGAUGCUUACCGUGAGCCCGCAGAGUAUGGGAGGUGGACUAACCUACGAAAGUUCAAAAGGAGUUGUUACAAGGUACAAUCAAAAUUAUCAGCAAAAUUCGGAAGUGCCUUCCGCCAUCAGGGAUAAAUUGAGACAUCUGCCUACUAUCAUCAAACAUCUUGUGCAACCGAAGCAUAGAAAUAUUCGCUGAUACAAAAUAUCGAUUAGCAAUCAUUUUGUCACACGACUAGAAUCUCUAAAUUUCUUCAAUUGACAAUUUUUUAAUAAUAGUAAUAUUUAGUUAGAUAAUAUUAGUAUACUUAUAUAAAUAUAUUUCUAUAUAAUUAUGUAAUACGUGCUCAUGAAGUAAAGAAACAUAUUUUAAUACUA
Molecule: messenger RNA, 2699 nt
Organism: Athalia rosae (coleseed sawfly)
Lineage: Eukaryota; Metazoa; Arthropoda; Insecta; Hymenoptera; Athaliidae
Gene: SAK
Product: serine/threonine-protein kinase PLK4
Exons: 11
Coding region: 181-2520 (779 amino acids)
Biological process (GO): protein phosphorylation
Molecular function (GO): protein kinase activity; ATP binding; protein binding
Source: RefSeq, a predicted model, not a curated record